AUGUCGUCCAUCAGAGGAGGAACAGGAAGUCUGGACCUCCUGCGCUUCCUCCUGGGUGGGUUAAACACACACCUGUCACUCUCUACAGGUGACCUGAGACUCACCUGUGUGUGUCUGUGUGUUACUAAGCUUCACUCACCUGUCUGUGUGCAGGUGUGUUCCUCGUCCUUCCUGAAGGGGGCAUCAGUCUGGAGCUCCAGCCAUCGUCCUCUGAAGUUCUGCUCAACGCCCACGCCAACUUCACCGUGGUCAGUACUCACCUGUCUGUCUCUGAACACCUGUCUGUCCCUGAACACCUGUCUGUCUCUGAACACCUGUCUGUCUGUCCCUGAACACCUGUCUGUCUCUGAACACCUGUCUGUCUCUGAACACCUGUCUGUCUUCGCAGGUAGACUUGUGUGGUCUUUAAGGUGGGGACAGGAUUUUAAGGGUUCUUGAAGGUCAGCUUAGGUAUCUGUGGGUUCUUGCAUGUAAGUUCAGGUCCUUGCGGGUCCUUCAGGGCUGGUUCAGGUACAUGUCAGUUCCAUGUAGGUCGGCUCAGGUGUCUGCAGGUUCUUGCACCUGUCUGGGUUCGGGUGGUUGUCCUUCACCUUCAGACUCACUCUAACGUCUAAUUUACCAGAAAAAGAAGGAACUGACUCGUCUUAACACUGACAGUCAGUGAACGAAACCAACGACUUUAUUCAGACGGAGGAGGGAGGGGUUUAUCGUGGUUCACUUCCUGCUGAGCAGCGGUUGGUUGACUAAGAUAAAUCAGGUCAUUAUGGCGCCUUUACAUUAAAACACGUGUUUAAACUUUCCUGUAUGAAGGAUUUAAAAGUCUCUGAAUCCUCGCUGCAGCUGACAUCUUUAUUUUUAAUCUCGCCACUUUUCCGCCGUAUAAAAGAACGAUGACUCGCGCUCGUUUAGCGGCGUGCUGCUCGCUGACAGAUGGCGACACACAGAGAGGUGAGUUUUUCAGGGCGGGGGAGAGAUUCUUCCUUCAGGACUUGGCGAAUGAACGACACAAGUCACCCAGAGAACGACGCUGUGACAUCAUCAGUGAGGAGGGGAGGGGCUAAUGAACGAAGUCGCCGCUGUGUCACUCACUGGUGUCUGUCUCUUUCCCAGGUGUGUUCCGGCUGGAGUCAGGUGAGCUGGCGGUUCCCCCAGGACACUCAGGUAGACGGCGUUUUUGUGGACAAUCAGGGCUCCAGCAGUAUUCUGCAGCUCUUUAACGCCACCUGGAGGAAUUCUGGGAGAUACACCUGCGAAGAGGUUUCGUCCUCUCAGAGCAGAGAGAUCGACAUCUUCAUACCUGGACAAGGUGAGCGUGACCUCCCACACAACCUGAAGGUCGUUCCUUUUGUAGAUUAGCAGAAACAGACGGACACCUGAGCGGUGUGGUUCUCACCUGUCCCCCUUCAGGUCCUGACGAAUGGUUCGUCCCGCUCGGUCCAGGUGUGGUUAUGAAGGAGGCGGAGGAAGACACCAUCCCGUGUGUGGUGUCGGACCCUCGCCUCAAUGUCUCCCUGUUCCAGCGCCCCAGCAGGACGCCCGUUAGCGGGAUGCUGUACGAGCCGGGCCGCGGCUUCACGGGUCGUCUAAACGACACGUCUUACAUGUGCUUGGCGAGCCGAGGUGGCGAGGAGAAGGAGUCCCAGGUUUACCACGUCUUCAGUAUUGUAGGUAAGGAGAGCAGACCGACCCGGAUCAGGGUCAGGGUCAGGGUCAGGGUCAGGUAAAGGUAAAGGUCAAACGUUCAGGUGAGAGCGAGUUCGAUCAGAUACACUCGCACCUUUGUCUCUGACCUCAUACCUGUUUGUCUGUCCCUCACCUGUCCGUGUCUCAGUGCCUCAGCAGAUGGAGGUGGAGCUGACAGCGUCAGGGGCGGUGCUUAAGAAGGGGGAGGUGCUUACAGUGAACUGCACAGUCAGAGACACCGAGCUGGUCUUCUUCUCCUGGGACUUUCCUCGCAGACAGGUACCUGUCUUCUUUACCUACCUGUCUGUCUGACCAAUCAGCUGUCUGACCUUUGAACUCUGGUUUUAAACAGGAAAUUGAUCCUCUGACGGAGUUCCUGCCCAAUCAGAUCCGCUCCGUCGUGAACAUCUCCUCUGUGACUGUGGAGGAUUCAGGUGAGACACGAGUUUACGGACCUCUUACAAAACAGGAAAAAGGUUUAAAUCAUGGCGACGUUUCCAUGGUUACAUCAGGUGUGAUUGAUGUUUUGAGUUUUGGUAACCAUGGUGAUGUGUGUGUGUGUUCUUCCACAGGUGUUUAUAUGUGCUCUGUCCAGGAGACGAUGCAGGAACGAACCGUGAGGAAGAACUUAACAGUGACUGUGUUGGGUGAGAAACUGAGAGGUAGAAGACAGGUGCUGCGUCCGAACUGCCCGCUCGGAUACUACAUGCUACUGCUACGUGCUACUGCUAGAUCCUACUCCUACAUACUAAAAACGUUGGCCCAAUUCGGACACACUAGACGAGCGGUGGGGAAAGACGACCCCCGCAGGCAGAGAGUAGGUACUGCGCCCGUGCAGACAGUGGUAACUGAAGCCCCUCAUCUGCGGGCCUGGCUGUAGUACUGCAGCUGUGCAGUUUAAUGAUGGAAUAAGUGAGCUUUACCUCCAUGAUGUCGCCACUUGCUCAUAAAAUGAUUACUUGGGCAAAUAUGACACCAUGACAUGACAAAGAGAUACAACCGCACAUUUUUUAGGACAGUGUGUGAAGUUACAUGAAACUUACAUCUGUACUGCUGCGGUCCCGCCUGCUGCUGCUGCUGCUCCGACAUGGUGCGCGCUGCUGUGGCCAGCCGGCGUUCGCGACACUUUUAAAUAGGCAGAGCAGCUGGUGGCGCUAGCAUCACAUGCGCUUCUACAACUUUUAAGAGGACGAAGAAGAAGCCCGCGGUGCAUUUUGGGUCAGUAGCAUGCCCGUAGGAUGCACCGAGACCAACCUACAAUGUGGGCGUGUCUAGUAUCUGAAGUAGCAUGCUACUCGCUCCGGUGGCCAAUUCGGACAUGAUAGAUACUACUUCGACUACUACUUGACAAUUCGGACGCAGCACAGGAGACAGGUGAAGGGACGAGUAGACAAUCAGGUAGAUAGUUAAGAUAACAUAAGAUAAGUACAGAUAAGAUCAGUUAAGAAAGGUUAAGUUAAUUUAAGAUAAAUUAAGUUAAGAUAAAAUUAGUCAAGAUAAGUUAAGUUAGGUUAAGAAAGGUUAUGUAGAUUUAAGAUUAGUUAACUUUAGAUAAGUUAAGACAGGAUAAGUUAGAACUUUAAAUAAAGAACUUUAUUGAUCCCCACAGGGAAAUUUAGACAGAUAAAGACAAGUGGACAAACAGGUGACCUCCCUCUCUCUCUCUCUCUCUCCCCCUCUCUCUCUCUGUCUCUCUCUCUCUCUCUCCUCUCUCUCUCUCUCCCUCUCUCUCCCUCUCUCUCUCUCUCUCUCUCUCUCUCUCUCUCUCUCUCUCUCUCUCUCUCUCUCUCUGUAGAGCGAGGUUACGUUUACCUGUGGCCCUCAGGUGACACUAACCUGUCGUCCCUCCUCCAUCACUCGGUCGAGUUCAGCUUGGAGGUCGACGCCCAUCCCAUCCCUUCUGUCCUCUGGACCAAUCAGAACCAGACCAUUCCCCCAGAAACCAGUACCACCGUCACCACACACCUGACAGGAAGCAGGUACACCACAUGAUCGAAUGAUGGAUUGACUGAUUGAUUGAUUGAUUGAUUGGUUGAUUGAUUGAUUGAUUGAUUGAUUGAUUGAUUGAUUGGUUGAUUAAAUGAUUGAUUGAUUGAUUGAUUGAUUGAUUGAUUGAUUGAUUGAUUGAUCGAUGGGUUUCAGGUAUCUGAGCACGCUGACGUUGGUUCGCGUGCGGAUGGAUCAGACAGGAAGUUACACGGUUACUGUUUCCAACGAUGACGACAUCCAGGAAGUUACGUUCAACCUGGAGGUCAAAGGUCAGAGGGGUGGACAGUAGUUGUGUGUGUGUGUGUGUGUGUGUGUGUGUGUGUGUGUGUAUUAAUGUUGGUUCUUGUGUGCACCUGUAGCGCCCCCUAGGAUCACGUCUCUGUCAGAGUCGGGCAGUAAAGCCGUGCUGUGCGUCAGUGAGGGAGCUCCGCCCCCGUCUGUCACCUGGUACACCUGUCCUAGCUCACACAGGUGAGUUCACUGACUGUCCACCUGUGGUUGUAGGCGUGUUCAGAGUCCGUCCAAUAGAAACAGAGUGUACCUGAAAACACCUGCAGCCCUGCUGUUGCCAUGGUAACCUAACAAAGCGGUUUCCUUCAGGUGCAGUAACUCAACAGGCGGCUGGAAGAGCCUAUCAGCGUCGUCGGAGGGCGGGACUCUGCAGGAGAACGCCACACAGGUGGAAGAGAGAGGCGUUACCCAGGUAACUGGUGAUGUCAUCUUCAGGGGACAAUGACGCUCAGACAAAAAUCACACCAACGCUCCGUCACUGAACGUGUGUCUCACCUGGACAGGUGCGCAGUGUGUUAACCUUGAAGAGUCUGGCGUCUGUGUCGGCCGUACGCUGUGAGGUCAGAAACUCAGCUGGACGGCGAGCGCGGGACCUCAGGAUACUCUCCAACUGUACGUAUCAAUACUGCAGUAGUACUACAGUAAUCCUGUGUACCCAACAGAGAGACAGUUCUGUUAGAGUCCGAAGGAUAGUAUUGAUUUUCCUGAGUUGAUCUACAUCUCUGUCAUCAUGACCCCCAACCUCCACCUUCAUCCUGAUGGUCUCCUAAAAGGUCGUAUCCUCCGAUCGUAGCUGAUCGUAACCAUUCAAGUUAACGUGUCAAUUUACACCGACUUCUUUCCGUUCCUCUGCGGAUCGCCGGACUCCUCAGCUGAUCACAAGAGUUCUAUUUUUUCUGGACGCCGGAGCAUGGCGGAUAAAUUCAGCACAGAUUAACCCGUGCUGGAAAGGAAGUCGGGCACAGACUUCAAAAUAAAACAUCCGGCUUCUUUUCAAAAUAAAACACUCCGUGUUUCAGGAGGAUCGUAUUUCACACCAUGCAAACUGGCGGAGACGAACAAGUGAAAGGUUUUUAGACGUCAUUUCACCCCGAUGACACCAUGGAUGAGGAGAUGCUGAUUCUAGAAGUCUAGAAGUAGAUUUCCUCCUCUGGAAGGACACAAUCUACUGCUUAUAUGUCUAUGUGUCUGUCGUUAUAGAGACAACUCGUUAUCGUGAGAUUGAACGUUAAUCAGUAGGUUCUUGUGAGUUCUCGCUAUUCCUGCGUCUGUAAUUGGCGGACAGUGAAAAUCGCCGCUGUCUGGGGUUGGAGCCGUUCAGGAUGUGGUGAAAAUUGGGGGUAAUAGCGCCACCUACAGGACUGAGGAUUCAUUCUUGAUGUCCAAGCUCUCUCUCUCUCUCUCUCUCCAGCUCUCCUGUCCCAGGUUGUGGUUCUGGCAGCAGUUUUGGUUCUGGUCGUCAUAGCGAUCAUCUUCCUCAUCAUCCUCAUCCUCCUCUGGAGAAAGGUCAGUGCUCCCUUUAACCACCUGUAGUUUGGUUCUAUCACAGCUGAAGUUUUAAAUGUUUCAACGUCACUUUAAGUUAAACUACAGUGUUUCCUGGUUACCAUGACGACGUGUGUCGUUCUCCUCCUGUUUGUCAGAAACCUCGUUAUGAAGUUCGCUGGAAGGUGAUCGAGUCGGUCAGUCCUGACGGGCAGCAGUACACCUACCUGGACCCUACACAGCUGCCCUACAACUCCACCUGGGAGGUACCGCGAGACAACGUAGUACUAGGUACUAAUGUACUACCUUAACUAGUACUCUGACAGUACUGACCAACCAUGUCCGGACCUGUAAAGAGUCAGUUAACCCGUCUGUGUCUCCAGGUCAGGUGUUGGGUUCAGGUGCCUUCGGUCGAGUCGUCGAGGCGACAGUUUCUGGUCUGAUUCACAACAACUCCACCAGUAAAGUGGCAGUGAAGAUGGUCAAACGUACGUACCUGACGAACCGUUCACCUGACGAACCGUUCACCAGACGAACCGUUCACCUGACGAACCGUUCACCUGACGAACCUGACGAACCGUUCACCUGACGAACGUUCACCUGACGAACGUUCACCUGACGAACCGUUCACCUGACGAACCGUUCACCUGACGAACCGUUUACCUGACGAACCUGACGAACCGUUCACCUGACGAACCGUUCACCUGACGAACCGUUCACCUGACGAACCGUUCACCUGACGAACCGUUCACCUGACGAACCGUUCACCUGACGAACCGUUCACCUGACGAACCGUUCACCUGACGAACCGUUCACCUGACGAACCGUUCACCUGACGAACCGUUCACCUGACGAACCGUUCACCUGACGAACCGUUCACCUGACGAACCUGACGAACCGUUUACCUGACUGUGUUGUCCUUCUUCUUACUCAAAUGUAAGAUUCAAUGUAACUCUGUGAGUGUGUGUGUGCGUGCGUGCGUGCGUGCGUGCGUGCGUGCGUGCGUGCGUGCGUGCGUGCGUGCGUGUGUGUGUGUGUGCGUGUGUGUGUGUGUGUGUGUGUGUGCGUGCGUGCGUGUGUGUAUCCAGCCAGCAGUGGUGCAGCUCAGUCUCUGAUGUCCGAGUUGAAGGUCCUGGUCCACCUGGGUCCUCACCUGAACAUCGUGAACCUGCUGGGCGCCUGCACCAGAGGAGGUAAAUCUGACUUUAUUGUAGUCUAAAUUUAAUCCUGAGAUUAGACAGACUUAAAUUUGGAUUAAGACUUGAACCAGAUUUAAUCUGGGCUAAUAAAAUCUAGAUUAUAUAUAUUAUUAUAUAUUGCCUUAAUUUGAAUUUUUAUUGAUUACCUCCUGAUUUAAUCUGAUCCGUCUCAGUUUAGACUUUAACAGAUUUAUUCCACAUGAAUCUCGACUUCCCAACCAGAUCUUUUAUUUUGGUUUGUUCAGAUUAAGUCCAAAGUCCAGAGACUAAAUCCUCAGUCUGUCCGUCUGUCUGUCUAGGACCUGUCUAUCUGAUCACUGAGUUCUGUCGCCAUGGAGACCUGGUGAACUACCUGCAGAGGAACAAACACACCUGUCUACAGGGUGAUUCACACACCAAGAGGUCAACACACACACACACACACACACACACACACACACACACACACACACACACACACACACACGUGAUGCCCUCCUCUCUCUCUCUCUGCCUCAUUGAUCGCCGAUGUCUCUCGCCCCGCAGUGACAGUGAUGGAGGUUAUAUGGACAUGAAUAAAGAGGAGAACGCUCAGUACGUCCCCAUGAAGGAGCUCAGCUACGCCGACAUCGAGCCCGCCGUGUACGAGACGCCGUACACCCCCCAAGGUGAGGCGGCGUGAACAUCAAACAGAUCAAUCAAACAGCAAUAAUCAAUAAAAACAUGAACAGAAAGGGGAAAACCGUCAUCUAUGAUUCAGUGACUGAUUAAUGAAGGUCUGACUCAGGAUCAAUAAACAGCCUGUGGUUCUCUUUUAGACCAGCAGGAGGCGACGCUGCUCCUCUCUGACUCUCUUCACCUCACCCUCGACGACCUCCACAGCUUCUCCUACCAGAUCUCUCAGGCCAUGGACUUCCUGUCCACGAGAAACGUACGAUACACAUCUAUUUAUACCAGAUCUAUGCUGUACAGAGUGAGAUUAACCUACGGGAAACAAUCUAUAUGGUUAUUUAUAGAUCUAUACAUGAUCAAUCUAUAUGGUUAUUUAUAGAUCUAUACAUGAUCAAUCUAUAUGGUUAUUUAUAGAUCUAUACAUGAUCAAUCUAUAUGGUUAUUUUUAGAUCUAUACAGAACCAAUCUAUAUGGUUAUUUAUAGAUCUAUACAUGAUCAAUCUAUAUGACUCUAUAUAGAUCUAUACAUGAUCAAUCUAUAUGGUUAUUUAUAGAUCUAUACAUGAUCAAUCUAUAUGGUUAUUUAUAGAUCUAUACAGAACCAAUCUAUAUGGUUAUUUAUAGAUCUAUACAUGAUCAAUCUAUAUGGUUAUUUAUAGAUCUAUACAUGACAGUGCAUGACUCAUACAUGCCAGUACAUCUAUGCAAAAAAGAUCUAUGAAACAAAACAGAUCUUUAAAUAACUGAUUAAUCCAAACCUGGUCAAUGCUGUGCUGAUCUAUAUGUAUAUAUAUCUAUAUGUGAAUAUAGAUCAGCCCUGCACUUCUAUCUGAACACGCCUGAUCGAUUAAACCUGAUCGAUAUAAAUUGAUCUUCUAAACUUAAACAGACUAAAUUAAACUUAUUAAUUCUAUAUGAAUCUUAUCUAUACAUCCCUGAUCUAGAACCAGCUGAUCUGUGGUUUACUGAGUCAGUGUUGUCUGUUGUGUGUUGUGUGUUGUGCGUUGGCGUGUCCACAGUGCGUGCACCGGGACCUGGCGGCGAGGAACGUCCUGGUGUGCGAGGGGAAGCUGGUGAAGGUUUGUGACUUCGGUUUGGCUCGAGAUCUGAAGAAGGACGGAGACUACAUCGCCCGUGGAAACGUAACGAACAACGACCGCACGCUCAUGAGUAAAAGCGAACAGUACACCUGCUGACCACCUGUCACAUCUGCUGAGUCAUGUGAUCUCUGGUUUUUAGAGCUUCCUGCCCGUGAAGUGGAUGUCACCUGAGAGCAUCUUCCAGAACAUUUACAGCUCUCAGAGCGACGUCUGGUCCUACGGGGUCCUACUGUGGGAGAUCUACUCUCUGGGUACGAACACCAGGACCACCAAGUUACACACCAGUUUAACCACUUUAACCAUUCUGACUAGUUUAACUCACCAGUUUAACCAGUUUAACCACAGUGCUGUAAUCAGAGCUGUUGUGUUCCAGGUGUUAGUCCGUACCCGGAGCUCCCCAUGACUCAGGAGUUUUUCUCGGCCCUCAAGAGAGGAUACAGGAUGAGCCGGCCGGACCGGGCCCCCCAGGACAUGUAUGACACACACACACACACACACACACACACACACACACACACACACACACACACACACGUCUCCACCUAACAACAUCCUUAUCAAACAUCCAACAGCCAAUCAGAAUCCAGCAUUUACCAUGAUGAUCCACCUGUUGUUUACCUGUCAGAGUAGAAAUUUACUGAGAUAGUUAUAGUUGACGUGUGUGUGUGUGUGUGUGUGUGUGUGUGUGUGUGUGUGUGUGUGUGUGUGUGUGUGCAUGCACGUGCGUGUGUGCCUCUCAGCUUUGACCUGAUGAAGUUGUGUUGGGAGGAGAAACCUGAGUGCAGACCGUCUUUCUCCUCAUUGGUCGUCUCCCUUGGCGACAAGAUGACUGACGACUAUAAGAAGGUGAGAGAGACGUUAACGAUGUUUACUGUCGUUUAUUAACGAGACAAACAGCUGACAGUUGAUAAACAACAAACAACUUUUUAUUUUAUUGUUAAUGUUGUUAUUUCAUUGUUAAUGUUUGUGUUUAUUUACGUUGUUGUUUAUUUUAUUGUUUACGUUGUUUGUUUGUUGUUUUUCAGCGGUACCUCCAGCUGACCGACAGCUUCCUGAGCGGUGACAGUCCCGCCGUUCUUCGAUCCAGACUGAGUCCAUCCAGCUCUGCUCCGACAGACACACAAGGUCAGACACACACACACACACACACACACAUUCACGCUUACGUGACAAACAGGGGACUAUCAGCCCAGACUGACCCAGAGGGGACCUCUAUUCCUGGUCAUUCUAAUAAAAUAAAAUUAUAAUAUAAAUUUUUCUUUUAAGGUCUUUUAUCUUAAUGUUGCUUAAAAUGUGACUUUUAUCUUAUUUUUAAAUUGCUAAGAGGCGACCUGGAUCCAUGAGUGAUCUACCUGUCUAACAGGUGACCUCCAUAUAAGGCAGUGAGCCGUCUGAACCCACUCACACUGAUGAUGCUGACGAUGAUGAAAGUUUGUUUAACACAAAGACUUUAUUUGUUUCUUUAUUAACAGCUGAUUUAACCUUCAUGUGACCUUCAUUUAAAUAUUUCUCUCUGAGAAAAUAUUGAGAAAAUAUUUGGGCCCCACUCUUUCUGUGGAUUAUAUUUUCUUUUAUAACUGCUUUAAUAAUAAUAAUUAUUAUUUGGUGUCAGGAGAAAAACAUUUCCCAUCUUUGGCAGAUAUUUUUAGUUUAGUUAAAUGUUUAUGUAGAGGGGACAGUGUACAUUCAGGGACAUGAUCCUGUUGUCAAAAAACAGCCCACCUGAUCCGACGGCCUAACUUCACCUUAUUUGCAGGAAGCCCCGCCCCCCAGGAAGAUGCACACCUGUUGGAGGUGAAGCCAGAGGAGGCAGGCCCCUCCCACGGAACCUACAUCAUACCUGUCACUGACAUCACCAUAGAAACCAGCAGGGGCGCUGUGCUGGACGCAGUCAGGUGAGAACGCCGCCGUCUUUGUGAGGACACGUUUGUUUCUGUUUAAAGAUGUUUUUAUUUAUUAAAAACAUCCUCAUCUGUGAUUUAUCGAAGGAACAGAUUUUCUCCGAUUAUGAAGAUGAUCGUGUUUUAUUUUUUAGCCCUCAGAUGUCGGAGUCAGAGGAUGCAGCAGGGACGCAGGAAGUGACAUCAUCAGAGGACAAAGAGAACGCUGAGGAGCAUCCUGCUGCUGCCUCCUCCAGAAGCAACGAAGAAGAAGAAGAGAGUUGUCUGUGA
Xyrichtys novacula (pearly razorfish) is the source of this 10569-nucleotide messenger RNA. The record is from the annotation of a GenBank genome assembly. Lineage: Eukaryota; Metazoa; Chordata; Actinopteri; Labriformes; Labridae.